AAAAAAGUGACGUCGUGCACGCUCUCAGCCAAUAGCGAGUCGAGAACGAGGCACGCGGACAGAAUCCGAAGUUGAUUCCGUGCGCUUGUUGAUUUUGUUCAUGUAUUGUUUAGUUAAAUACGGUGAAGACAGCGUCUAAUGGAGGCUGUGCUGAGACAGCUGACCAACAUACUGGAGUUACUGGCCGUGUCUCAGACGGACCGCGUGAGGGAAUGGGACCGUCACACCGCGCACCGGGCGUUUCAGUGGGCUGAGUACUGCGAGCAGCUGCACUCCCGCUUCCAGUCCAACCCUGCGGUCCGCUCCGCGCUGGAGUCCGGUCUGAAUGACACCAACCAGCGCCUGCAGCAAGCUCUGCCGUCGUACUCUCCAGUCAUGUUCUCUGAACUGGCUCAGUGUCAGCACAUGCUGCUCAUUCAUUUACUCAGAAACCCUUCCGCGCCGAACUCCGUUAUCCGAAUGCUUUUUGCUGCACAGGAAUCCCCGUUUGAUCAGAACAGCCUCAUUACGUGUAAAUCAGCUUUUAAUCUGUUGUGCCGCACGCCGGACAGGACUAGUUCUGCUGGGUUACAGGUUGAAGCAGUGGUCAGAGGCACACUGCUCGGGCAGCUCUUGAGCUCUGUACUGAGUCGCUCUGGUAAUGAUGAGUAUGCGAGAACACUGCUGGAUUCCAUCCUUCACGACAGCGCGGGAAAACCGGAAAGCCUUUAUGACGUCAUAGCAGCUGCGCUCCUCUCCCCUGAUGACGAAACGAGCUCCGUCACUCAGCGCUGUGUCCUCGCCUGGCUGCAGGAGCACGAGGGGUGUUUGACCAAACUGUGCACAUCUCUCUCCCCCGGGCUUUGUACCGUCCUCUCCCGACAGUCUAGCGAGUUUAAACAGGCAUAUUGGGGUGUUUUGAAACAGUGGGCGUCCUGCUUGGAGUUUGACGUCUUGGAGAGUCUAUGGGUGCCGACAUCAGAUGAGCCUGUCACCUUUCUAAUACUGACCGAUCGAUUCAAAGAUUUAUUAGAUUCAGGGCCACCAUUAAAAGAGGAGACAGAAACUGAACUCAGAACACUCAAACGAGAAGCUGGAGACUUCAGUAAUUGGGAAAAACACACAGAAGGAAAAAGCACCCUCUGCUUCAGUCUCCCGGCAGACAGGGGGCGACAGUGCUCUUUACACCAUCAGCCGUGUACUUUAUUUGAGGGCUACUUGUGGUAUUUUAUUUACAGCUGAAUAAUUAAUAAAGUUCUUAAACAGUGUUACUGUUAUCAU
This is a messenger RNA of Sinocyclocheilus rhinocerous, 1260 nucleotides long. RefSeq names its product Fanconi anemia group F protein-like. Lineage: Eukaryota; Metazoa; Chordata; Actinopteri; Cypriniformes; Cyprinidae. Gene Ontology annotation, biological process: interstrand cross-link repair. The record is from RefSeq and is a predicted model, not a curated record. The transcript is spliced from 2 exons. Gene Ontology annotation, cellular component: Fanconi anaemia nuclear complex. The coding region runs from base 139 to 1221 and encodes 360 amino acids.